This is a messenger RNA of Lathyrus oleraceus (garden pea), 1008 nucleotides long. RefSeq names its product ethylene-responsive transcription factor 1B. The transcript has a single exon. Lineage: Eukaryota; Viridiplantae; Streptophyta; Magnoliopsida; Fabales; Fabaceae. The coding region runs from base 200 to 871 and encodes 223 amino acids. Gene Ontology annotation, molecular function: DNA binding; DNA-binding transcription factor activity. The record is from RefSeq and is a predicted model, not a curated record. Gene Ontology annotation, biological process: ethylene-activated signaling pathway; regulation of DNA-templated transcription.
UUGUAAAUUUACACGGACUCUUAUUAGCAUCUGGACAAUUAGUUUAAUAACAUAAACUUACUCAAUAGAUUUAGAUUCUCUGAAUAAACAAUCAUUACAAUAAACCAAAUUGACAUUUUAAUAAGCCAAAUCUAAAUUAUGACCAAGAGUGGAAGACAGAGAAGAAUUAAAGAACCAAACAGAAACAAGUUUUUUCCUAAUGCAUCAUAUCAUGAGUAGUACUUGCUCUCUCUUCCAUAACCCAGAUUUGGAAAUGUUGCAACAAGAUCCUGCUAAUAUUAUUCUCUUGGAAUCAUUUCAUCAUGUUCAUGAUCAUGAUCAUGAUUUUCUUUCCUUUGACAUGGUUGACCAAGGACCAACAAAAACUGAGCUAAACCAACAAGUGAAGAAUUCCGAACCGAAAGAAAAAUCAUAUAUAGGUGUAAGGAAAAGACCUUGGGGGAAGUUUGCUGCAGAGAUUAGAGAUACAACAAGAGGAGGAAGAAGGGUUUGGCUUGGAACUUUUGAUAGUGCUGAAGAAGCUGCUUUGGCUUAUGAUCAAGCUGCAUUUUCAAUGAGAGGUAAUAAUGCUGUCAUCAAUUUUUCUGUCCAAAGGGUUAAAGAAUCUUUGCAAGAGAUUCAAUAUGAUUGCAGAAAAGGAUCUUCACCUGCACUUGCACUCAAGGAGAGACACUAUAACCAAAGAAAGUUGUCAUCAAAAGGUGUAAAGAAUAAUAAUAAAUCAGAAAAACAAGAUCUAUCAGAGGAAUCAUCAUCAUCAUCAAGUGUGUUGGUGCUAGAAGACUUGGGAGUUGAAUAUCUUGAGCAACUUCUAACUAUGUCUGAUCAUCCAAGUACAAGCAACAACAGCUACUUCAAAUCAACUUGUUAAUUUCAGUAAUCUUCUUUCCUUUUUUGUCUUUUUUUCUUCUUGUUUUUUGGAUUUUAUACAACAUCGUUUAUGAAGCUUCUGCGUGUUUAGGUUUUGUAUUCUCUUUUUUAUUUUUAAUAAGAAACAAUCUUUGUUCA